AUGCACAACCUUCUGGCCCUUCUCUGUGUCUCACUUAUGGCAGCUCAGCAGGGCACUAGUUUUCAAACAAAGGAAGACUCCAUCAGAAACACCAUACACAACAUUAUGAACAUUGCUCAGAUAACCCUGGUCCAUAUUAAGAAACUAAAGUUACCGGCUUCACAGAUAGAAGUUCCCAUUCCUUCCAUCGAGGGACUAACUAGUAUAAGCCAUGAUCUUGGGCUUUUGGAUAAUGAACUGCAGUACCCUUUCACAGAGCUCCUCAUCCAGAUUCAGGCUGAUGUCUCCAGCUUGGAGGGAAGAGUGCGUUCCCUCGCCUUAUCAAUGGGCUGUUCUCUUCAGGCCAAGCCAGCAGUAAAGACCAGUGACAGUCUGUUCCCAGACAGCCACCUUUACAUGACAGUGAUAAAGGUGCAGCACUACCUAGAGAACCUUCUUCUCAACAAAGGCAAACUCAAGGUCUGCUAA
Archocentrus centrarchus (flier cichlid) is the source of this 468-nucleotide messenger RNA. RefSeq names its product leptin b (gene lepb). The record is from RefSeq and is a predicted model, not a curated record. Bases 1 to 468 code for a protein of 155 amino acids. The transcript has 2 exons. NCBI's taxonomy places the organism in Eukaryota, Metazoa, Chordata, Actinopteri, Cichliformes, Cichlidae.